UUUAAUUUCUCCUGAAGAGAAAAAAAAAAGAUCAUCUUUCUUUUCGGUAGCCAAGGAGAUGGCAUCUGCAUUGUCCAAUUCAUUCAACGUCACUGAGUUUGUAGUGAACCAAGGAAAUGGCGUAAAGGGUCUAGCCGAUUUGGGCAUCGAAGCUGUACCACAACAAUAUAUCCAACCACUUCACCAGAGAUUCGACUCUUCCAUAACCAACACCCAACAUUCCACCAUACCCAUCAUAGAUUUCUCCAACUCGGACGAUCCUCAAGUCAAAGAAGCCAUCUGCGAAGCUGCAGCCAACUGGGGUUUCUUUCAAAUUGUAAACCAUGGCAUUCCGAUCGACAUUCUCCACGGCCUCAAGGCCUCCGUCCAUCGAUUUUUCGACUUACCAGUGCCGGAGAAGAGGAAAUAUCUGAAAGAUUCACCAUCGGAGAGUGUCCGAUUGGCAACGAGCUUCAGCCCGAGAGCGGAGCAGGUUUUGGAGUGGAAAGACUAUCUCAUGAUGCUCUAUGUCUCAGAGGAUGAGGCUUCCGCCUCUUGGCCUCCGGAAUGUAGGCAUGAAGCAAUAGAGUACAUGAAGAGAGCUGAAAUUGUGAUCAAAAGGCUAUUGCAAGUGCUACUAGACAAACUGAAUGUGAAGGAGAUUGAUAAAGAGAACGAACAUAUGCUAAUGGGGGCAAUGAGGCUCAACUUUAAUUACUAUCCCAAGUGUCCCAACCCAGAACUCACAGCAGGAGUUGGCCGCCACUCGGACAUAUCAACCAUCACUGUUCUCCUCCAAGACGACUCUGGUGGGCUCUUUGUUCACCGGGAAGGUGACAUAACUGACAGUUGGAUCCAUGUGCCGCCUGUGAAUGGUGCAUUGGUGAUCAACGUCGGCGAUGUGCUUCAGAUAAUGAGCAAUGAUCUAUACAAGAGCGUUGAGCAUCGGGCAGUGCCUAACAGGAACACGAGUAGGAUUUCAAUCCCUAUAUUUGUGAAUCCAGAGCCUGAGGCAUUAAUUGGACCUUUGCCACAAGUAUUGGAGAGUGGAGAGAGGCCUAUUUAUAAACAGGUUAAGUACUCGGAUUAUUUCAACCAUUUCUUCAGUAAGCCUCAUGAUGGGAAGAAGGCUAUUGAAUUCGCCAAGUUACAUGUUUGAGAAGAAGUUGGCAAACUCUGGAGAGUCCAUCCUUUCAAAUAGCUUGUCAUACAAAACAGUGAGAAAAGCUUCAGCCAUUAUCAACUUUGUUCUUGAUCUGGUAUUUCUCUGCUAUGUUGAUUGACCAACACCCUCUCUGUGUGAAAGAGUUUUGUUAUUUGUCAAAAGUUAUGCCUAAGAAGUUGUUGGCUUGGCUUAAUUAAUAGUUGUGUAAAGAAUGUGGAUGGCGAAAAUUAAUUGGUGUAUUGCUUUUAGAGUGUGCAAUUUUAUAAAGUCAGAUUCAUAAAUUGAGGUGAUUGUAGUUACAGAUAAUUGUGUUAUUAUUUUAUAGUUAUAGGAGGAGGAAUCUUAGUUCAUUGGCAU
Messenger RNA from Cannabis sativa, 1501 nucleotides. Its product is annotated as feruloyl CoA ortho-hydroxylase F6H1-3. Bases 59 to 1138 code for a protein of 359 amino acids. Lineage: Eukaryota; Viridiplantae; Streptophyta; Magnoliopsida; Rosales; Cannabaceae. The record is from RefSeq and is a predicted model, not a curated record. The transcript is spliced from 3 exons.